AAAAAAAUGUUGUUGCCAAAGGCCUGCUGUAGCCCUCCUUCAUGGCUUUGUAUUACUGUAAUUUCCUACUGUGAUUACGUUUACAGGCAAAACAGUGUUGUUAUUUUUUUGUAAAUAAAACUCAAAUUUCUAAAUAUAAUUUCAGAUAACCGAAAAAAGCUGAAAUAAAAUGUAAAUAUAGGAAACAAUGAACGUAAAAUGUAAAUAGUAAAACGCUGAAGAACAGAACUAUAAAUAAAAAUUAAAAUAGCUGUAAUAAAAAUUUUAAAUAGCUGUAAUAAAUGCUACAACAGUUUAUAAUUACCAUUCAAAUAAGACCAAGGCAAACGAAUCAGGGUCAGCGCCGAUCCUGUUUUUAUAAAAAGGUAUUUGUCGCCAUCUAACGGUGUGAUGCUGUAACAACAGCGGAAAAUUGGGUUAAAAUGUAGUGACGUCAGACGCAGAAGAGCGUCGCUGUAUUUUCGUCAUCGAUCGCAGGUGUCUCUACCGGCCAUCUGGAAGGAGUUACAGUACGUACUUAGGUAACAUCUCCGUUUGUUCGUAUUCAUCCUCAAAGUAUUUUUUUUUUCCGUGUUGUGAUGUGGCGUUCACAGACUGUCUAAUGUAUUUUGUCUGUAUAAACAUCUUUAAGCUAGCAUGUCAUGUUUUCUAUGGGUAAGAUUGCAUCUUUUAGCCAGGAGAAUGUUAUUGUGUUAUUAUGUUAUUUUUGACAUAACAGUAACUAAUUUACAGAACUGUAUCGAUUAGUUUGUGUGAAGCGAAAAUAAAACCGUCAUUCAGCGGCAACUUCUGGUCACUCAAGUCAUGCAUUUAACGAAAAAUAGUGUCAAAGUUACUGUUGGUUAUUCAGUCUCUAAAACCCUGGAAUGCACCCUGUAGUGCUGGUUCACAAAACUGAGGUUUUCGUUUGUGAUAUUUUUCAGUAAUACACGGUCAAUGAAAUGGACAGUUGCAUGCCGGUCUUUGUGCUUGGAUUUCUCAAUCCUCUUAGCAGCAAAGUCACAUCAAUAUAUUGACCAGGCUGGAAAAUUGGCAAGGACCAGCAACCACUUCAGAAUGACAUUGGGAGCUGUUGCCUCUGUGAUCCUCGCCAUAGGAGGAGCCGCGGUGUUUUCUGCUCUUCAUAAGAUUGAAGAAGGACAUGUGGGUGUUUACUACAGAGGUGGAGCUCUGCUGACCAUCACCAGUGGUCCUGGCUUUCAUCUGAUGCUGCCGUUCAUUACUUCAUUCAAGUCCGUACAGACAACCCUACAAACAGAUGAAGUAAAGAAUGUUCCAUGCGGCACAAGUGGAGGUGUGAUGAUCUACUUUGAUUGCAUUGAGGUGGUAAACUAUCUUGUUCCCUCAGCAGUUUAUGGCAUUGUCAGAAACUUCACUGCCGACUACGACAAGGCUCUGAUUUUCAACAAGGUACACCAUGAGCUGAAUCAGUUCUGUAGUGUGCACACACUUCAGGAGGUCUACAUAGGUCUAUUUGAUCAAAUAGACGAGAAUCUUAAGCUCACGCUGCAGAAGGAUCUCACCAGCAUGGCCCCCGGACUCAUCAUUCAGGCGGUCCGUGUCACCAAGCCAAACAUUCCAGAAAGCAUUCGCAGGAACUAUGAACUAAUGGAGAGUGAGAGAACGAAGUUACUGAUUGCAGCUCAGACUCAGAAGGUUGUAGAGAAAGAAGCAGAGACCGAGAGGAAAAAGGCUGUUAUUGAGGCAGAGAAGGUGGCUCAGGUAGCUGAAAUAAAAUUUGGACAGAAAGUUAUGGAAAAAGAAACAGAGAAAAAGAUCUCAGAAAUUGAAGACAGCGCUUUCCUUGCUAGGCAGAAAGCAAAAGCAGAUGCAGAGUUUUACACCGCACAGAGAGCAGCAGAGGCCAACAAGCUGAAGCUGACCCCUGAAUAUCUCCAGCUGAUGAAAUUUAAGGCAAUAGCAGCUAAUAGUAAGAUGUACUUUGGAAGUGAGAUCCCCCAUAUGUUCAUGGACGUGGGACUGGGAAGCUCCUCCUCAGCUACCUCCAAAGCUAUAGACGCCCUCUCAGAGGGCAUACUGGACCUGGAAUGAUGAGAGAAGUUGUGUUGUAGCACUGAGGAUAAAUGAACAGGUAAUAAAAGAGACGAAUGGCAAGUCAUUAGACUGCAUUGGUACAGUCAGUGCAGCUGAAACCACUUCAGUAAAGAAACGCGGUGCUGUAUCAGUGGGACCGAAACACUAUACCUGCAACUAUACCCUGGUGAGUGGAUCACAAGCCAGUGGUGGUUAACUAGAGUAUAAACCUUUUAAGUAGAACAGUGUGUGGGAAUGUGAAUUUGAAUGUGAGAUUAGAACUCAUGUAGACAUUUGUGCAUGAUUUAAAUGUUUUAAUAUACAUCAGGUUUGUAAAACUAAAGACGCAUUAAUUUUUUCACACUGAGGAAAUUUUUUGAUGUUCUUUCAAGACAUCUUAGUGUCUUGGAGGCUUUUAUACCUCAGGGAUUUAAAGAAUUAAAAACAGAAUAUGGACUGGAUUAAAAUAGUGUUCUUAAUUGUAUUGCCAUUUGAAUUUUUACUGACUCGGCCGACUGUCCUUUUUUCCAUUGAGUCAGUAAAAAUUAAAAUAAUUUGGCAAAAACAUUUAGAACACCAUCCAAGAACACUAUCAAGAGUUCAAGAGUUAACAAUUUAUAGUGAGGAAAUGGUUGUAUGAACCUACAAAAUCGUAAGGUCAUCUAAAAAAUGGUGUAGCAUUGCUUUUAUUGUUAAAUAUAAAGUUCAGCAUCAUUUGUCACUUUUAUCAGUUGUGUGCAGUUUUUUUCCCAGAGGAGUGUAAUCGAAUAUACUCUCCAGCCAUUUCCACGUUUCUGUGGAUUUGGGAGACUAUAUUAAAAAAUCUUUGUUGCUAUCUCACCACUGAACUUGAAGCAUGAAGCAUGUCUGUGGGCUGUUUCUGACUCAUGGAAGUGUUUGAUUAUGCUCGAUGUUGUUAGUCAUACAAUGGGGAAAAUAUUUAGUAAUCCACCACUGGUUUUGUAAGUUUGCCCACUUACAAAGAAAUUAAGGGUCUGUAAUUAUUACGGUAAGUUUAUUUUAAGGUAUAGAGACAGAAUACCAACCAAAAAAAUCCAGAAAAAAAACAUAUUAUAUAAAUGUUAGAAAUAAGUAUUUGUUUGCCAAGCAAAACAUUAGUACUUGGUGCAGAAACCCUUGUUGGCAAGCACAGAGGUAAGAUGUUUUUUUUGAAGUUGGUCAUCAGGUUUGCACACAUCUCAGGAAAGAGUUUGGUCUUUUAUAGAUCCUCUUUAAAUCCUUAAGGUUUCUUGGCUGUUGUUUGGCAACUCAAAGUUUCAGCUCCAGUGUUUCUUCUUGAGCCACUCCUUUGUUGCCUUGGGGGUAUGUUUUGGGUCAUUGUCAUGCUAGGAGACCCAUCCAUGACCCAUCUUCAGUGUUCUGACAGAGGGAGGGAGGUUCUCUUCCAAGAUUUUACAGUAAAUGGCCCCAUCCAUUUGUCAGUCAAUGUGUUGAAGUCAUCCUGUUCCCUUAGCAGAAAAACAACCCCAAAAGCAUUUCUCUCCCUCCGAACACGGCGAGUCAAGUUAAUGCCAAAGAGCUCAAUUUUAGUCUCAUCUGAACCCAGCACUUUCUCCCAAGCAAACACUAAAUCUUUAUAUGUUCUUUGGCAAACUUUAAACGGGCCUGUAAAUGUGUAUUUUUGAGCAUGGGGACCUUGCGGGUGCUGCAGGAUUUCAGUCCAUUUAAUUGGUAAUGUGUUACCAAUGUUUUGCUUGGUGAAUGUGGUCCCAACUGCCUUAAGAUCAUUUACAUGCUCCUCCCGUGUUGUCCGAGGCUGAUCUCUCACAUUUUUCUCAUGAUCAUCCUUACCCCAUUAGGCAAGCUCCAGACCAAGGCUGAUUAAUGGUUGUUUUGUACUUCUUACACUUCUGAAUAUUCGCACCAACAAUUGUCUCCUUCUCACCAAACUUCUUGCUGAUGGUCUUGCUGUACAAUCUUGUAAUUUAAAUAGCAGAGUAGCGGCCGGAAAAGACGAAAACGAAUCAAAGCCGUAGGGAAAUACCCAGAAUUAUAUGCAACCAACCAUAGAUUCUUUCAAAGACAACAUAAGGAAGUCAUAAACGUGGAGAAAGAUAGUGUUUGUCGUCAGUUUUUCAGGUAAGAAUGUCUAAUUUUUUGAUCUGAGGUAAAAUGUUCAGUGACAGUCCUUAGAAACAUUAAGAAAUAAACGUACCUAUAAAAAAAUGUCUUCUUUGUUUUUAUUGAGCAAACAAAUCAGUAUUAGUAGCUACAGCGUUAGAAAUGUUGAAAUUGCUUAUAAUAAUACAAAACAAUUGAUGAAUGGCAAUCUAGAAUGCUAAUGAUAAUCUAGACUAAAUUAUAACACACAUUCUUUUCAUUAAUUAACGUUCAAAACUUAGCUAUUAUCAAUUAAAAUAAUAUUUAAAAUAAUAAUAAUAAUAAAAAUUAAGUUAAAUCUCAUUAAUCUUGCUGCUCAGAACUUGAUUCGAUUUUGAGCGAUAUUGAGUAUAGAAAUUGCACGUCCGGUGUGCAAUACCUCGAGUUGUCCUACGUGUGGCACGGCGCUGCGCUUCUUGUCCGGUGUGCGACCCUCUUUAUACACCUAACAAGAUGACAUCAGGAGUAACUUCUUAAAGUGGCAGGACCAAUCGGUGUUCCACAUGGGCACAUAACCAAUCUGUGGGAGCCAGAAUUCUUGCUGGUUGGUAGGGGGUCAAAUACUUAUUUCACUCACUGAAAUGCAAAUAAACUUCUAACCUUUAUGUAAUGUGUUUUUUAUGGAUUUUUGGGUUGAUAUUCUGUCUCUAUCCGUUAAAGGGGUCCUAUUAUGCUUUUUCACUAUUUGAAUUUUAUUCAGUGUGUAGUGUGUAGGCUAUGUUUUAACAUAAAAAUUAUCAACUAAGUUACAAAUUUCAAAGUCCACUCCAAAGGGUGAUAUUUAUUUUGAAAAAAAAAUAAAAAAUCCCUUUUCAAGAACUACGGCAAAUGGCUCGUUUGGACUACAUCGCGGUUUUCCGGGUUUUGUGAUGUCACAAAGCGGCCCAUUAGAAUAAUUGCAGAAAAAUUACAGACCCUUCAUUUCUUUGUAAAUGGGCAAACUUAGAAAAUCAGCAGGGGAUCAAAUAAAUAUAUUCCCCACUGUAUUUGGAAUAAGUCUUCUGGAAAUUAUUUAAGUUUCCCCUAAAAUGAAGUUCAAACUAAGGCUUUUUCUCAAUGUUAAAAUGUUUAUAUAUAGUAUUAGGAUCAUGUACAGCAUCUCAUUCUAGUACCUCCAGAUGUAUGGAUCAGUACAUCUGUACUGGAUCAGUAGCUUACUUUCAUUUGUCACCAGGAAUGUAGAGUAUGCGACUUUACAUUCAUGCAUAUAUGAAUAAGACCACAACUUGAAGGAUAUAAAAUGUUUUUCUAUACUUAAAAUAUAUAGAUGUUCCUAAUAAUGAACAGCAUACCUCAAAUUUGUGUAUUUGAAAUGAUCUCCUUACUGUUACUGACUUUGAACAUUUGGACAGGCUUUAAUUUAGUCUGAUUGUUUAAAGGGCCAUUUUUAUUUGAAAACAGUUGUGUUUAGGCCUGAGAACUGGCAAGUUUAAAAUAUUGUGGCAGAUUGUGUAAUACUUUGUUCAAAACCUCAGAGACUCAUCAGAGCUUCCAAAAGACCUUUACUGUUCAUGUCUGGGUUUUGCAUCAACACUGAACCUGUGUUGAAUCACUGUCUGUGUUUAAUGUCCUUUAAAAUUGUUUAUGUUUUGGGUGAAUAAUUGUUUAGACAGUAAAGUUUUUUUAUGAAA
This is a messenger RNA of Carassius gibelio (silver crucian carp), 5786 nucleotides long. Its product is annotated as erlin-2. The coding region runs from base 937 to 2052 and encodes 371 amino acids. Gene Ontology annotation, cellular component: endoplasmic reticulum membrane; endoplasmic reticulum. The transcript has 13 exons. Lineage: Eukaryota; Metazoa; Chordata; Actinopteri; Cypriniformes; Cyprinidae. The record is from RefSeq and is a predicted model, not a curated record. Gene Ontology annotation, biological process: SREBP signaling pathway. Gene Ontology annotation, molecular function: cholesterol binding; ubiquitin protein ligase binding.